This is a messenger RNA of Saccharomycopsis crataegensis, 3342 nucleotides long. RefSeq lists its product as uncharacterized. NCBI's taxonomy places the organism in Eukaryota, Fungi, Ascomycota, Saccharomycetes, Ascoideales, Saccharomycopsidaceae. Bases 1 to 3342 code for a protein of 1113 amino acids. The transcript has a single exon. The record is from RefSeq and is a predicted model, not a curated record.
AUGGAUCCUCAUCACUGCAGUUCUAAAGAGUACCAUGAUCAAAAUCAUUACGACAAUUCUCUUGAUCUGAUAGUGACCGCAACAGGAAUGAGUAAGCCUUCAUACAACUCAACCAGUCCUUGGGAAUACCAAAGAGACGGAAACCAUCAGAUUUUGAAGAACGGAGAUGAUAUGCCCAAUGAUGAAAUUACCCAAGAAAGCAUUUUGGACAAAAACAGUGAUACUCGCCUUUCAAAUUUGCUCAAGAAAUUAGAAGUUCUGGAUAAUUUGAAUAAUUCUUUCAGAAACACCAACACUAAUGUCUUGAAGUAUUAUAAGGGGUUAAUAAACGACAGCUUUGACUCUCUUGAAAAUCAUAGAUUCAAUACAAUAAUUAACGAGGAUAGUGGCGGCGAUACUUCUUCCAACGAUGACCAAAAAUCAGAACUAGAUGAAAACCCACCGGCUAGAGACUCUGCCUAUACUAUCACCAUGGACACUGGCACUCUAAAAAUUCCCCACAAUAAUAAAAGCGAGCCAUUGAGUCCAAAAGUGGUGACUCCAACAGUUAACAAAUUCCAUAGUUCAAUGAUUGGUGAUAGUAAUAGUUCUGCUUUUCCAAAUUCUCAUCAUAAAGAAUUAUCCCCACUAGUGUUCAUUGACAGUCCAGUGAGAAAUAAACAUCAAGCCAAAAACUUAUCGAUUAUUGAACCAACUUCGCCACUUUAUAAUGAUUUCAAUGAAAGUAUUGAUUUAAGAUCGAUUAACGAUAGCAAUAAUGGAAUCAAUUUUGCAUUUCAAUAUAUGAAAUUGGAGAAUGAUGGUCAAAUUAAUCAAGGUAUUGAAAAUAGAACCCAACAAAUCGAUAUUUUAAAUGAUACCGAAUUGAAUUCAGCGAGUAAUAGAAGCAUGGCCAAUUAUUACGAUUAUCAUACUCCUAACCAAAAUAAUAGGAGAAAUAACAAUAAAGUUGAUAAUAGAGAGGCUAUUGGUGAUGAUGAAAUAGAAGAAGAUGCCAGAUCUAUUGAUAGAGUGCCAUACAUGAAAAAAGCAUCAAUGUCUGAGUAUGAGCUUGCAGAAAUUAUGAAGGAUUCCCCGUCAAAACCACCCUCCCAUUCUAAAGCACCACAGAAGUCACUUCACAGAAAGAUAUCUAAGCCAUCAUUAUCAAUCUUAUCGAGAUCUAAUACGAUAUCUAAAAAGGAUAAAGAAAAAAAUAACGAUUAUUUCUCCGUCAGAUCUCCAAUUAACACAGCAAACAAUAAUAACAGCAAUAAUUUUGCCUCGAAGCCAAAAUUGAAGACCGUUAAAUCCUUACCUCAGUUGCGAAGACUCAAUUCUUUUUCAAUAAGACGGAAAAACACGUUGACUAGUGAACAAAUUCCUAGUUUUACGCCUCCUCCAUUAGAAACUUCGGAUGAUCUGCCACUCAACGCUGUAACAUAUUACACUACCCCUAGACCUCUGAUACUGGAAAUUGAUUAUCAAAACCGUCAAAGGAAAGGAAGUUUCAAUACUAGCAAAAGUCACUCGAGGUGGAAUUCCAAUACUUCGUCAUCUGCAAUCGAAGAGAGAGAUUUUUCAACAGAUAAAUCAAGUAUUGGGGACUUCCAGCUGGAUGAAGGAAGUAUUACUACCACCAGCAACACUAUGAAUUCCUUUGCAAGCACUAUCAAGAAAAGUUUACAGCCACAUCGACACAAGAAAUCCAGUUCAAAUGUUACCACAGAUUACUCCCCUCUGCAUAAGUAUUCCAAUUCUCAUGAUGGAACCAAUAAUCAUACUGAUACCAUCACCAACUCCUCAGAUUUUUUUUUACCAAAACUUCAUACUUCCGGUUCUUCUACCAGUAUGAUUGAAAAAUUUGGGAAAUUGAAAACGGGUAUCAGAAAACUUUCCAGCCCAGUAGCCAGCCCUAAACAUGAAACUUAUUUGACAAGCAGAGUUACACCAAGCAUCGAUGGUAAAUUUAGCACAGAAAUAACUCAAAAGCCAAUGUCCUCGGCCGUUAAUACUCUAUUGAGCCAAAGUCUGAAUAUGUGCCUUGGAACAAGCAAAUCCGAAAACAUAACUCCCAAUAAAUCUAAGUUUUCUGAUUCUGUGAUAUCUCCUAGAACAUUAGCUAAGAAAACAUCAUUCUCAAACCUUUAUCGUUCGAAAUCUACCAAAACACCUAGAAGUACCAACUCCAACAACAGCUCAACUGUGCCCCAUGUAAACUCUGCUCUGAGAAGUUCUAAUAAUAUGUCUAACCACAUAAAUAAUAUUGAUAGAAAUCGGUUUAAUGAUGGGUUAUAUUACGGUAGGGCGAAAUCCAAUACUAUUACAAGCUAUACCACAUCACCAUCCACACGUUCAUAUAGUAAGACUGAUGAAAUUCAUAUUGAGAAUAGUAAUAGAGAAGCUCCGCCUCUUUCAGAGCUGCUGUCGAGAUUUGAACACGAUAGAGUUAAUAAAAGCAUUAGUUCAGGUUCACUUUCACAAAGCGAGGAUAUAACAAUUAUUGCAAAUUCUACGAGUGAUCAUACCAGCAAUACCAUUUUAAAUGCAAAUUUUACAAAAGAGAUUAUUGAUGUUGAUAAUAUUGUUAAUGAUUUCAAUAUCUCCAGUGAUGCUGAUAUUCAGGAGCAGGUUACAACAUUGAAGUCACCAGUUAUUAAAGUCAACGCCUUGAACCUGGCAAGGUUUAGCGAAUAUCAUUUUGAAAAUUAUUUGAAUGAGCAAGAUAUGGGGUCAUCACAGAUUCUGCCUCCGCUACGCUAUGGCUCAUUGCCAUAUUCCUCAAAUCAUAAGCCAGGUGAUGUAGAAAAUGGGAAGACUGAUUCUCGAGCUCCACUGGAUGCACAAAGAGCUGCGUUUAAGAACUCCAAUACUGAAAUGAGUAACGACGCAUCAUCACCAGCUGAUAUGAUUACCCACCUAUCUAUAAGAAAUAACAGUACUUCCAAAUCAUCAAAAGAAGUCUUUAAGAAUAGUCUUAUAAGGUCUCUCACUUUAUCUAUCCAGCAGAUGCAAGCAGAAGACCAGGCAUUUGCCACCAUUGAACAGCGGCUUAUCGAUUCAGGAUGGUACUCUGAAUCCAACAUUCACGAUAUCCAACGUCGCCGAGCAUUGGCUACUAGAACUUGGAAGGAAAAGAUUAGUGACAUCAAGAAGAAGUUGGAAAAAAUACAUCAGGCAGAGAAGAGGAAAGACUAUAAUAUUAAGACUCCAAAAAGGACACAAGAAGACGUAUUAGAUGAUCUUGAUGAAAUCACAGACUUGGAGUUUGAAGAAAUCAAUGACAAAUGUACUGAUAAACACAACGGAGUUCUUUUCAUGGAUCCAUUGGAAAGGUUUGUCUUUGAGACAUCUGCUAACUAA